CUGAGAGAGGUAGAGAGAGGAGGCAGAGAGAGCUUCUGGUACCCAACUCUGAGACAGACGCGUGGGCGAGGCUGACUGUGCUGUGGCUCCCUCACAGGGUUUCUUACAAACAUCCCUGUGAUCCCAAAUCUCCUUAGCUAUAGGCUUACCUGCUCUGCCCCUGGAUAUAAGGGUCAUUCCACCCAACAUGCCAGGAAGGCUUUCUUGGUUCCUUUUCCUCUUGAUGGGGAGUCUCUCCUGGAGCCCUUCAAGCUCUCCAGCUUCGUUGAAGACCCUCAAAUUCACAGAUCCAAAGGCUUCUCCUGAAGCAGUGGAGACAUCCGGUGGAGUCUAUGAGGUCAAGAGAAGCCAGCAGCUAGACUGGUGGCAUGCCUACACCUUCUGUGACCAGCGUUUUGCCCAGCUGGCUCUGGAACUCCCACAUGAGGCUCUGCCUGAGCUACUUCAAGGACAAGUACAAGGUCCCAUCUGGGUGGGUCAGAAAACAGCUUUGCUACAGAGACCCCAGCAAAGGCGUACACACAUGCUGCCCAGCCUGGUAUUUGAGAUGCAGACAGCCACAAAGUAUGCCAGGCUACUAGUGGAUUUUCCCAUGCUGACUGCCAUCACAGUCUGUGCCCAUAUACAGUGGAACUCAGCUGUGGACAAGGUGGGCACCAUUUUCUCAUAUGCUGCCCCAGCCUUUGCCAAUGAGCUUCAGCUUCGUGGCUUCACUGCCCACAAUGGACUGGUUCACUUGGCCCUGGUUGUCCAUGGGUACCAUUCUCCCUAUCUGCCCGUCUUUUCUGCGGAUGAGAAGUGGCACCAUAUUUGUGCCACCUGGGAGGAAAGGAGUGGUCACUGGGCCCUCGUGGCCGAUGGCAAACUGCAGGCAGGAGCCCAGAGCCUGUCCCCAGCCCAACCCUUGGCUCCGGGAGGCAUGUUUGUCAUUGGGCAGGACCAGGACUCCUUGGGUGGUGGCUUCAAGGAAGAAGAGGCCUUCGGGGGCAACAUUACAAGUCUUUAUGUAUGGGCCCGAGUGCUAGGCCCGGAGCAGCUGGAUAUGGCCCGAGUAUGUGAGACUCCUGAAGAUGGGCUUCUUUUUGGCUGGGAUCGCUGGACCCUGGAGAUCGAACCCACAGUCCAUGAGGUCGUGUUGCCUUUCACAUGCCCUGUGGCCCUAGAAGAGUGCCCAACUUUGGAUGCUGGCAGUGGAACACUGAGUUCUGAGCGGUGUCUACAAUCUCUUCCUUUCCUCUGCUAUUACAGGCCAGAGGCAUAUCAGCGACUGAAAGAUAUCCAGGAAACAUCUGAUGGGGAGUUUAUCAGCCGGGUCAAUGCUCUGGCUAAUGCUACCAUGGUGAGCCCCCCCAAAACUCAGGGAACCCCAAGAACCUCACUUAUAGGGGGCAAGGGGAGAUUUGGCUUCUCUUCACAGCUUUCCAGAAAUAUUUUUCAAGAAGAUAUUGGGUCUCUGAGUGUCCCUGAGGCUACUCGCUUCUUGGGGAUCCUGGAACAGACCCUGGCAGCAGAGGAGACCCCCUUGCAGCCAGCUGAUCUGCUUGCUGUCGUGAGCUUCCUGAAGAGGGUUGUUGCCAUCGGGGUCAGAGAUCAAGAUCCCUAUGGGCAGCAGGAACAUCUCAGCCAGAGCUUCUUGGCAGUGGUUGGCCUGCUCUUGGAGGAACAAACCAAAGCCCAGUGGUUGGAGAUGAAAGAGAUCAUUAGAAGUCCCAUGGUCCUUGUAGAGAGUGUAGAGCGUCUUGCCAUCAGCCUGAGCCUGCUCCUCACAUCUGAGAGAGCCAACAUCUCUAUCCAGAAGGGGUCCAUUGGCAUCAAAGUACGAAGCCUGAACCUGAGAGACUUGGCCAGUGGUGAUUUAUUAGAGAUUCCAGGAAGGCCAGAAUAUAUCCAAGUACCCUUUGAGGAAGUGAGAAGACUUCAAGGGAUAGGUCUCUCCAAAGUCACUGUGAUCAACACCUGGUUUGCGUACAGUGCCCUCCAGCACACCUUGGGGUGGGAAGGGCAGGAAAGUGACAAGGUCCUCACUCAAGAUGGCUCCAAAGCUGAUGAAAGGCAAAAGUACCUAAGCACCCAGGUAGGGUCAGCCAUCAUCUCAUCCACAAUUCUGGGACACCUCCAGGAGAUCAGCACAGCUGUUCAUUACCAUCUUCUACACCAGGCCCAGGGGUUUUCAGAUAAACUCGUGGAGCCUGUCUGUGCCUUCUGGAAUUUCAGCACCAGCCCUGAAGGGGCUGGAGGCUCCUGGUCCACCAAAGGAUGUUCAGUGAUUGCUCAGCACCAAGAAUCUACAUCCUGUUUCUGCAACCAUAGCACCAACUUUGCCAUCCUCUUACAGGUGUAUGAUCUCCAGAGGAGCUCUGAGGAGGAGUCUGUGCUGAAAACCCUUUCUUUCAUUGGCUGCGGCGUGUCUUUUUGUGCCCUCAUCACCACCUUCAUCCUUUUCCUGGCUGUUGGGCUCCCACAGUCUGAAAGGACCACCGUUCACAAGAACCUUAUCUUUGCUCUAGCAGCUGCUGAAGCCCUUCUCAUGUUCAGCGAAUGGGCAAAAGCCAAGAAGGUGAUGUGCAUGGUACUGACAGCCCUCCUGCACCUCUUCUUCAUGGCUGCCUUCACCUGGAUGCUGGUGGAGGGCCUCCUGCUAUGGAGUAAGGUCGUAGCUGUCAACAUGAGAGAGGGCCAGAGGAUGAAAUUUUACUACGUGAUAGGCUGGGGUCUCCCAGUGGUCAUUGUAGGUAUCACUCUGGCUUCUUCCUUUGAUGGCUACAUGGCUGAUCACCACUGCUGGCUGAGCUUGCGGAAUGGGGUCAUCUGGGCCUUUGCAGGACCUGUCCUUUUUGUACUGACUGUGAAUACCUUCAUCUUGUUCCGAGUGGUGAUAAUCACUGUGUCCAGUGCCCGGCGACGUUCCAGGAUGCUGAGCCCCCAACAUAGCCUGGAGAGGCAGAUUGGAGUCCAGAUAUGGGCAACAGUGAAGCCUGUGUUAGUGCUGCUGCCAGUUCUGGGCCUGACGUGGCUGGGCAGCAUGCUGGCCCACCUCAGCAUGGCCUGGGCAUAUGUGUCCAUCAUCCUCAACUCUUUCCAGGGGCUGUACAUCUUCCUGGUCUACGCCGUCUACAACAACGAGGUUAGACAAGCCAUACAGAGGAUGAAAGAGAAAAAGAAAGCUCUCUUGUUCACACCUUGGGACUCCAGCUUUCUUGGAGCUAUCCUGAGGACAGACUCAAGGCUUUGUGGCUUACAGAACUGUUCCCGGCCAAUAAACUACUCAAGAAACCCCAUGAACGCUGCUUCCUGGGAGAUGAAGAAAGGAAAUCCUCCUGGCCUCACCCGCAGCCCCUCUGCAGCAGCCCCAGCCCCUCUCCAAAGGGACAUCGCCCACCAAGGCAGUUUUGGUGCCAAAAUCCCAGUGGGCAUUUCAUCCAUCGUGUCACUGGAAAAAUCAAAGGAGAAACGGAGGCCCAGAGAGGAAGAAGGUCACAGGAGGAGACCAGCAGUGGAGCUGACAGCAUUCAAAUCUUCAGGUAGGAGAUGGAAAGUGGAAGGAGUAAAAGCAUUACUGGGGCUGGGGGCUGGAGAGAAACUGGCCCAGGACCCAAGCUCAGAAGGGAGCAAAGGGCUCUGCCCAGGAGCUUAGGGACAGCUCUGGAAAUUCUGGGGUGAUUCAGAAAGGUAACUAUCUCGGAGGGAGCUGCUCCAGUUUAUCCCCCGCCCCCCCCCACUCAGUUCCUGCUCCAGGGCUGCCUCCCCUAGAGAACUUCAUGUCACAGAUUUCACCAUUAGAUCUUCAUUCCUUUGGCCCCUUGCUUUGUCACCUGAAAGAGAGUGCUUACAUGGUCAGCCCAGUCUGGUCCUCAGGCAGGAUGGAGGGUCCUGAUUAGUCCCUUUCCAGACAGUAGGGUUUGGGGGCAGGGGAGCUUUUUGUGAGAAAGGCAAGGAGAAGACAGGACACUGGGCACCUUGGGGCUGGACGAGUGGGAGGGGAAAUGGGCCUGAAGCGGGGUUGGAGGUGAAAGCCGAGGGAAAAGAGGCUGAACUUGAAGAAGAUAAACAAAGCAGUUGGAGUCUGGCUGCCUCAGCCCCACCUUGCCCCCUCUCUGUCUCUGGGGCUCUUCCCUCCUCUCCCUAUUCUCUCCUCCCACAAAAGCAGGAGGCCCCCUCCCACCUCCCACCUCACCACCAAAUGCAGGACCUCCCUACACACAGGAGACACCUCCUCCCCUUCAGCCCCUGCCCCUCAAAAUUCAGAGGUCCCCUCUCUCUCCUCGAACCUCCCCAUCUACACCCCACUGAAAAGCAGAAGAUCCUUUCUCCCUUCACUCGGUGCCCCCUCCCCAGCCUCCCCCAUGGCCGAAGGCAGGAGCUCAGUCUCCUUGGGCUGACACAAGAACCACUUAUCCACCUGCUCCCACUUUUCCUUUCUUGGGCUUCCCCCUCCCCCUUCCUCUGGUAGCCCCUGAAUCCGAGGUGCCCCAGAUGGAGGGGGCUCUUUGGAGCUGGUGACCUGGAAUCCUGUUGCCUCUCCCCACCAAAAACGAUGACUCUCUUCUGUUGGGGAGGGCUGGGGCUGGGCCCCCUCUGAGGGAGAUGGAAGUCAGGGCGCAGGUUGGGGGUCAAGGUAGAAGCCUAACAUAGCCCUGCGCGCCCCGUAGCUCUGCUUGCACCUGUUUGCCCACCGUAUAUACGUCACAUGUGUGUGUCGUGGGCUCUGUCUGCGAUACACAUACAUACAUACAUGCAUAGAUGUAUACAGAUAUAUAAUUAUCCUUCCAGUCAUCCAUGCCCCCCCAACCCCCACCCCAGGUUAACUAAACAAGCGCACGUCCUAGAUAAAUCUGGAGAAUUUACUAUCCUGAGCCAUUCAGUGUAGCAAGGUCACCAUCAUUUAUCUCCCCGGGAAUUGUCAACUUCUGAGAAGAGCUCGUGCACUUUCCCCCCUCACCCCCUUCCCCUGAGCCUGCCCCAGGGACAAAGGGAGGGAGAAGAGAAAGGAGGCAGUCCCAGAAUGGCAGCCCCCCCCCCCCCCCGCUGGAGACACCCUCUCACCACGGUCCUUUAUUUGUACCUAAAAGCAGAAACGUGGGACCCAUUCAUUAUUGGGCACCUACGAUGCACAGAGCUGGGCACUGGGGCUUGGAGGAGGUCCCAGAACUAAAGAAGUUUCCAUGAAAAUCAGAUAAGGCUUCAUGGAAAAACUUUUUUAAAUUCUGUGUCACAGUGUUGACAUCUAAAGUAAAGAACCUAGAAUGUGAGAGCUGAGAGGAACCUAGAACUUGGAUUGUGAGAGCUGGGAGCAACCUUAGAACCUAGAAUAUGAGAGCUGGGAGGAACCUAGAAUCCAGAUUGUGAGAGCUGGGAGCAACCUUAGAACCUAGAAUAUGAGAGCUGGGAGGAACCUAGAAACUAGAUUGUGAGCGCUAGGAGGGACCUUAGAACCUAGAAUAUGAGAGCUGGGAGGAAUCUAGAAACUAGAUUAUGAGCGCUAGGAGGGACCUUAGAACCUAGAAUAUGAGAGCUGGGAGGAACCUAGAAUCCAGAUUGUGAGAGCUGGGAGGAACCUUAGAACCUAGAAUAUGAGAGCUGGGAGGAACCUAGAAACUAGAUUAUGAUCGCUAGGAGGGACCUUAGAACCUAGAAUAUGAGAGCUGGGAGGAACCUAGAAUCCAGAUUGUGAGAGCUGGGAGGAACCUUAGAACCUAGAAUAUGAGAUCUGGGAGGAACCUUAGAACCUAUAAUGUGAGAGCUAGGAGGAACCUUAGAACCUAGAAUAUGAGAGCUGGGAGGAACCUAGAAUCCAGAUUGUGAGAGCUGGGAGGAACCUUAGAACCUAGAAUAUGAGAGCUGGGAGGAACCUAGAAACUAGAUUGUGAGCGCUAGGAGGGACCUUAGAACCUAGAAUAUGAGAGCUGGGAGGAACCUAGAAUCCAGAUUGUGAGAGCUGGGAGGAACCUUAGAACCUAGAAUAUGAGAGCUGGGAGGAACCUUAGAACCUAGAAUAUGAGAUCUGGGAGGAACCUAGAAACUAGAUUGUGAGAGCUGGGAGGAACCUUAGAACCUAGAAUAUGAGAGCUGGGAGGAACCUAGAAUCCAGAUUGUGAGAGCUGGGAGGAACCUUAGAACCUAGAAUAUGAGAGCUGGGAGGAACCUAGAAACUAGAUUAUGAUCGCUAGGAGGGACCUUAGAACCUAGAAUAUGAGAGCUGGGAGGAAUCUAGAAACUAGAUUAUGAGCGCUAGGAGGGACCUUAGAACCUAGAAUAUGAGAGCUGGGAGGAAUCUAGAAACUAGAUUAUGAGCGCUAGGAGGGACCUUAGAACCUAGAAUAUGAGAGCUGGGAGGAACCUAGAAUCCAGAUUGUGAGAGCUGGGAGGAACCUUAGAACCUAGAAUAUGAGAGCUGGGAGGAACCUUAGAACCUAGAAUAUGAGAUCUGGGAGGAACCUAGAAACUAGAUUGUGAGAGCUGGGAGGAACCUUAGAACCUAGAAUAUGAGAGCUGGGAGGAACCUAGAAUCCAGAUUGUGAGAGCUGGGAGGAACCUAGAAACUAGAUUGUGAGAGCUGGGAAGAACCCAGAACCUAGAUAGUGCAAUUUGGGGGGCCUUAGAACAUAGCAUGUGAGAGCUUGAUGAAACCUUAAAGACUGUCUAAAGCAGGAUUUUAUGCAUAACCUGGAGUCCAUGAACUUGUUUUUGUUUUUGUAAUAAUUUGAUAAUUGCCUUUCGAUUUGUUGGCCUAAGUGGAUGCCAUGAUCUUAUUUUGUGUUUAAAAACAUUCUGAGAAGGCAUCCACAGGUUUUAUCAGACAGGGGUCCAUGCUACAGAGAAAAUGAAGAUCUCCUGGAUGAAUACACUCAUGCCAUUUUCUUUUAUUAUCCUUUUUGAAGACAGGGUCGCCUUAACUUGACCAAGCUGGAAGGGCAGGGGCUACUCACGGGCCCCAUCUCACUCUACACUUUGCCCUGCUCCAUUUCUGGUCCGGAUUGGUUGCCCUUCUUUAGGCAUUGCCCCCACUCCCCUCCACCUCCCACCGCGGUCACAGUGAUUUUAGUUCCUUCUCUCAAUCAACUUUUAGCCUUGCUGCUAGCUCAGAACUGCUGAGCUCCAGAGAUCCCUCAGGCUUGUCCUCCCCCCUAGCUGGGAUUGUAGGUGUGUGUCAGGAGGCCUGACACCCAUUUUACAGCUAAGGAAACUCCUUAGAAAGGGGUAAUGACGUGCCCCAAGGCAUACACCUAUUUAGUAGCCGAAGGAGAGUCUCUGCCGGAACCCUUCAAUUUGAUGAAUCUUAGAGGUGGAAGGGUCUUCAGGGAGAUCUAGCCCAAGCCAUAUCAGAAAAGCCAGUCCCCCUCCAGGCUCCUCGGGGUUCCCCCUUGAGAAGGACCCCCCCCCCCCAGUGCCCAAUUCUUCACUAACUUAAAGGCUACGGAUUCCUCUUUGGGGCAACUUGAAUGGAGAGAUAAUUAAUUCUCCCUAAUAGUGGGUCAAACUCUGCCGGGCUGUAACUUUCAUCCCUGCCCUAAGUUAAUGGUGGCUGGCUUUUGAAAGUCUGCAAAGCACUUUCCUUAGGUUGAUUGCCCCCACCCCGUGAAAUCAGCCCUACAUACAUACAUACUACAUACAUUUUGUGAGAAGGAAAGUGAGGAUCAGAGAGGCUGAAUCUCUUGCCUGGGGUCACACAGCUGGCAGUUAGCAGAGGCAAGAUUCAAAGUAGGCUUCUCCCAACUCCAAGUGGAGGAUAUUUUCCACUAUACCACACUGACUCUCCAGUUCUGUCCUUUGACAAGACAAGUCAUCCUAACCACCAGCCCCCCACCCCAGUUUUCUUUUUUCUAGGCUAAAUCCCUCAGGUUCCUUUAGUUCACCCUCCUUUCACAUGGCAAUCUAGUCCUCUCAGCAUCUUGGUUGCCCUCCCAGAGACUGGAUACACACUUCUGCUUGAGAAUGUUCUUUAGAGCCCAGAACUGAACACAGUGCUCCUGAAUUGGACUGAAGAGAAUGGAAGAGGAAAGAGUAGAGAGUCAGGAGUAAGAGAUCCGAGUUCAAAUCCUACCUCUGUCAUUUACCGUGAAAGUGAUCUUGGUCACUACAUUCUCUGAGCCUCAGCUUUCCUCAUCUGAAAAAUAAGAGGAUUGAACUAGACCUCUAAGGACUUUUCUAGCCCGAAAGUUAUGAUCCUAUGAACUUCCUCAUUCUGGCUGCCCGAAUGUUUAUCAAGGCAACCUUAGAUCCAGUUGCCUGGGGUAAUGAACCUCAAACAGACCCGGAUUCAGAUUUUACAGCUCUCAGAGAUUAUUAGCUGUGUGACCUUGGGUAAGUCCCCUAAAUUCUCAGGACCCCCAGACAGCUCUCUGGAAAUACAAAUCAUACGGGAGUCGUUCCGCAAGGGCUUCCUGUGUCCAUUUUUAAAGUCCCAGUGAGCCUGUCUGACUGUCAUGGCGCACACAUUGUUGACUCAUGUCCAACUUGAGGUCCACAAAAGCCCUCAGAUCUGUUAGUUAUACACAUGCUAUUGACUACUUAACUGUUCCCCAUUCUGUCCCAUUGUCCCCUCCUGUUUUAAUAGUCUAUUCCAAAGUUCCAUCCAAUUCUUCCAUUGCAUAUUAUAACAAUCCACAGGUCAGAGACCUUUCUGCUGGAACAUUCGAGGGUCUAACCGCCCAGAUCGGGUCCUUAUUUCUCUUGGCGCACCCCAGACCCUCCCCCUCCCAGAACCAAGGGCCAGAAUGGGAGGAGGGGAGGAGGGACCAUGUGGGCUGGUAGGGGACAGGAACAGGGGGCAGUGGAUCCUUUGGGGAACAAAGGUGGAGAACAGAAGACAUGGGAGGGAGACUUGGAGGCUUGGAGGGAGACUGUGUGGCUUAGCCAUUACCCAGUGUGGUCCCUGGACAAGAUUUGCAGGGGGAAUCCUGCCCAUCACCAGUCUCAUUUAGCUACAUGAGUUUCCUCUCCUCUCUUUCACCCUCCCGGACCCCUCAGGGCUCACCUUGGAGUGCCAGGACUGAAGGUGACUACCUCUCCCCCUUCCCCUCUUUUUUUUCCCCCUUUGCUGAGACAAGAAUGAGCUCGGGGGGCCUCCUCCCUCCCUCCCCCCCACCUCCAACUCCUGUGGCAUAAGCCUUGUCUUAACAAACAAGAGAUGCCAGCAGCUCUGGCUCCUUCUUGGCUUCAAGUGAUGCCUGCAUUGUUUCCUGGGGAUAAUUUCAUUAUCCUCAGUGAAUGCACGUUGCUAAGCCAUGCAUAGCAACAUGGAGUGAGCUUCUCCCUGACUCCAGGAAGGUGCUGCCCUGCCCAACAGGGCCCAGCCCCCUGGGAGAGCCAGAGAAAGUAGCCCCAGGAGACCCCCUCCUCUCCCCACUUCAGGGAACAUCUGCUUCCCACCCUACCCUCAGGGAAACAGCCUUGUCUUCUACCCUAGGGCAAUAGCCCUUCUCCCUCAUCACCAAGAAACAGACCUUAAUCUUUUGCCCCCUGCUCCUCCUCCCCACUAGCAAGAGCCAGGGAAAGACCCUCCUACCACAGAGACUGCCAGUGAUAUGAUUCUUUCCUCCUGCUAAAAGCCCUGAGGUACUCUGGCCCUACUACCCCCAGGGGUGCCAAGCAAGCACACCCACCCCUCAAAGAACAUAUCCUCCUUCCACAUCACAAUGGUCAGCCUCCACCAAAAAAUCCUAGCCAACACAUCCACCCCUCACCCCUGCCACUCCAGAAUGAAGCCAGCUUCAUUACCCUCCUUACUCAGGGAUAGAGACCUCUCUAAAGGAGCCGUGCCCUUACCCCUUUCCAGCCAGUCAGCUAGCUUAAGUGUCUAUUAUGUGCCAAGCACUGUGCUAAGAACAGAAACAGCAGGCUUGCCCUUUCCCCCCCCCCAAAAUACUAGCUCCUCCUCCUCACCUAGUCCCUUCCCCUUCUCUCUCUACUCACCCCCUGGGGCAGAAUUUGAAGGAGCAGACUUGGGAAAUUCUGAGACCUUCAGGUAGGAACUGAAGCAUUAGAUGGCAGCUGGAGUAGGGAUGAGUGAGGGUCCCUUCGCCUCUCCUCCCUCUUUCCCUUUCUUGGUUCUCUCCUCCCCGUGGACCUAGAACAUCAGAGGGUAACCAAAGCCACCUUCAAAACCAGCCUUAAUUCCUCACCUGGUCUGUGCUUAGGUUUCUAGGGCCUAACAGAUCUUCAGCAAGGGUCAAGCGAAGGCCACAGAAAAUGUUGCCCAAUUAUACCAGUCACAGGCUGAGCCCUCAGACGUACAUCCUGGAAAUCAGCAGCCCACUCCAAACUGGGAAGAACUUGGCCAGCACACCAAGGACGUAGACCUUAUACACAGAAGGCCUUAAAUAAAUGUUUGUUGAACUGAAUUGUGAUGUUGAAUGGAAUAGAACCAGAGCCCUGGUUGGAGCAUGGGUCUCAUGGCUGGAUUCAUUCACCUUUCUGUGUGAUUUGGGUAGCUUCUCCCCUUUACAGUGGGUCCUAAGAGAACAUUUCUGAUUCCACACAAAAUGACAGGCUUUGGGGUUGGAAGGGACUUCAGAAGUCAUCUUGGGGUCCAACCUAUACUGGAGCAAGAAUCGCCAUAACUCGCCUGACAAGUGGUCAUGCAGCCUCAGCUUGAAGGUCUCCACUGAGGGGAAAAGCCUCUAUCUUCCAAGGUAGCCCAUUUGACCACUGGACAGAUCUUAGCGUAAGGAAACUUCUCCUGCCAUCAAGUCCCAAUUCCCCUCUGAAACUUAUUGCUCCGGUUCUGUCCCUUAGGGACAGUUCUUCAGAUAUUUGAAGGCAGCCAAAAUUUCCCUCUGAGUCUCCUCAUCCCUUUUCCUUUGAAAUGACCAUCCUAGAAUAGGAAUGAAUUCAAUCAAUGACUACCCAUUUGUAUGCCUAGUCUCUCAUCUCUACAGAAUCUUUCUUAGCAUCUUCUAUAUAUGAAUUGAGAGCAUCCUCAAUGAGAGAAUUACUAGGGAACAAGGGGGCUUUCACAAGUAACAUAUUCAACAAUGGCCCACACUUUGUCAUUGCACAAUUAACUGAAAGAUGCAGAGAAUAUAGGAUCCCAUUGUGCUGAUCCUUUGUUGAUAAUGAAAAACACACACACACAGUUGAUUUGGUAGAACAAAACACUUUCUUACUGGCUUUUUGAUAACAAAGUGUUUCCUCUCCAUGCAUCAAAAUCAUUCAAGAUUCCUUGGAAGACAUAACAAUAGAAAUAAUCCCCUUCAGUGACUCACUGAUAAUAAGCAUUAAGCAAAGCAUAAAACAUGGAGAUGUGUUCUCUCCAAAUAUUAUUCACCACCACAAUGGAGGAAAUCCAGAACAAGUCCAAGUAGAAAAGGGGAUUUCCUCAGGGUUGAUGAAGUUCUCUAAAUGCUCCUCUUUUAGAUGUCAUUGUUCUGAUUGCAUUGAGACUCAGAACUUUGCAGAAGCUCCUGGAGAGAAAUCUGUCAUCUUGGGAAAGAGUUUGACCUUCCAUCUAUACAAGAAAGACCAAGUGGAUGAAGAAUGUCUAGUGCCCAGAUUUAACAUAC
Monodelphis domestica (gray short-tailed opossum) is the source of this 11501-nucleotide messenger RNA. The record is from RefSeq and is a predicted model, not a curated record. NCBI's taxonomy places the organism in Eukaryota, Metazoa, Chordata, Mammalia, Didelphimorphia, Didelphidae.